CGAAGAAAGUCGUUUCCCCGUACCGAAGCCGUUACUCUGUUUCGUUUCGUUGCGUUGCGUUGCGCACUUCAGUGUCCACGACCAAUUCUCACACACACCACACCAUCGAAGAAGAAAGCUCAUAGCACAGGUUCCAUUCCAUUCCAUUCUAUUUCAAAUCCUUUCUCUAUUGCUUUCACAACGCAUCUUCUCUAACUGCGGGUAACUGAUUCGCGCCAGCUUCAGAAUCAGGACUUGGUGCUUUUUGUUUUCUGCUUGAUUCGGUUGGAUUAGGUUUCGGAAUUUCUGGUUAUUCUCGGUUUUCUUUCUUGUUUGGUGAAUGUGGAUAAUUAGGAUUAGGAUUUUUGGAAUAGGAAAUUCAGAUUUGCUUUUUCUCCUUUUUGUAACGGUGACAGAUACAAGCAGGGGGUGGUGCUGGUUUGAGGAGUGAAGUUGGGGGGGAAGUUAAACCUAGGGCUGCAACAUUUGGGAGACAGAGGUUUGAUUGGUUGGAUUAGGUUUGAGAUUUAUAGCUAUUGUAUGUUUGUAUUGCUGUUGUGGUAUGAGUGAAUUAAGAUUUUUUUUUUUUGUUGAAUUUUGUAAUGAUUCGAGGAGUUAAGUUUUGAAACCUAGAGCUAUACAGGGGAAAAGAAUGGAUGGGGGGGAUGUUAGGGCUGGGGGAAAGAAGAAGAGACCUAAGCCUGUGGAAAUUGGAUUUGAUUCGGAUGAUGAUGAGCCGAUUGGCUCUAUGUUUAAGCUGAGGAAGUCACGUGGGUCUAAGAAGAAGGUUGGUUCUGCGGCUUCUGAGGGGUCUUGUGGCGAUGGGGCCAAGAAUGUCGAUGCUGUGACAAGAAAGUUGGUUGAUGCAAAGGAUGAUUUGGUGGGAGGUAUGGAUGAUACCUUGGCGAGUUUUAGGAAGAGGUUGAAGGGAUCUGGAGCCACCAGAGCAACUAGUUCCGUGUUGAAUGCAACAGUGGAGUCUUCUGACAGGUCUCUUGAUCUUUCUGUUGACGGAAUUGAGGGUCAUGUUGCGUCUGACGAUGAUGUGGUAGCUCGCGGAUCUGUGAGAGCCUCCAAGGAUGAGAAAGGGGUGAAUUUAUCCGUUGGUGACCGCUUGCAGCGUUCUUCUGAUGAGAAUAUGGAAGAUUCAUUAUCAGCGAUUUUCCGAAAGGCACAAUCUAGUUCUGUUAGGAAAUUCCGAGGCUCUUCAGGUUCAAGGAAGAAGAAAGAGAGUCACAAUGGGGAUAAUAAAAAGCAUGGGGAUGGCUGUUUUCUGGUGGAAGUCACUGAAGGUAUUUGUCAUUCUAACAUAUUAGAUGUCUGCAAUGAAGAUAGACAACAGUUGUCUUCUAUUCAAUCUGAAAAUUUUCGUUGUGCUUCUGACCAAGAAAGAAUCCUCAAUGAUGCUUUAAAGCAGUGUUCUUCCAUGUCACAUGACGUUGAAAUGAUUGAUAAUGGCUCUCUCUCAAAAGUAGUGGAAGGGGUAUCUGGUACUGAGGGUGAGGUGAAGAAUAAACUGACUGAUGAACUAGCUCCAGUUUGUAAUUUUGGUUCAGAACAUGGCCGCACGUCUAUGAAGAAAGAAAAUUUCUUACCUCCUUGUGACACUGAGCCCUUGGUUAAAUCAACCGGAAAUAUAUCGAAUGAGAAUAAUUAUAUGGUUACUGGAAAAGUUUUCUCUGGAUGCCAGGUGGAGGUAGAUGAAGGUGUAAAAUCUGAAACCGAGGUUGUUUCGGAUAAAGAUUGUUGUGACUAUAAUGGUUUAAAUACAAAGCCUGAUGUUAAAGAUUUAGUUCUAGGUAUUUCACUUGAAAAAAAUGAUGUAACUGCCUCUGGUAGCUUAUCUCCUAAGAUGUCUGUGGAAGCCAAUGAAUCUGAAUUAGAUGUCCUGUCAAAUCACUCGAAGAAACCUUUAGAAGUGUAUAGUGCUUCAAUUCUGAAAUGCAACUCCAUGUUAGAUCCGGUUCAAUCUGAUGGAUCCUCCCUUCCAUCUGCACCAGAUGAAAAUGAGAAUAAUGCAGAAUAUAAUGAUUCUCUCUCUGAUUUUGCCUACAAAGACAGUAAAAUUCGUGCUGUGCGAAAGGCUAAAAUGCAUAAGCAUGGAGAUAUGACUUAUGAGGGUGAUGCUGAUUGGGAGAAUUUAACAAAUGAUCAAGCUCUUAAUGAAAACCAUGCUGCUGAAGAUUCUGAAAGUGUUGCAGUAGUUGCUGUAUCAGCUGGGCUGAGAGCCCAUGCGGCUGGUCCAAUGGAGAAAAUAAAGUUUAAGGAGAUGUUGAAGCGCAAAGGUGGUCUCAAAGAAUAUUUGGCUUGCAGAAAUCAGAUCUUAAGUCUUUGGAGUAGAGAUGUUACGCGUGUUUUGCCUCUUGCUGAAUGUGGAGUUAGUGAUGCUCAAUCUGAGAAUAAAAGUCCUCGUUCAUCUCUUACUAGGGAUGUCUACACAUUUCUCGACCAAUGUGGUUAUAUAAACAUUGGUAUUGCUUCUCAUAAGGAUGUUGGAAGUAGUGCAAUGCAUUCUUAUAAACUUGUGAAAGAAAAAGGUUUUGAGGAAAGCUCCACUGCUUCAAUUGCUGACUCUGAAGAGGGAGUAUCAUUUAUUGUUGGUCAGACUAAAAUGUCAGAUGUGUCCAUGGAGAAUAACCAUGGCCUUAAAGGGGAGGAUGAAGACAUACCAGCUGAAGCUACAGAAGGCAGGAAUAUUCAGGAAGGACUUAGUGGAACUAGACAUGUCAAUAUAAACAAUGUUGUUCCUUCCUCCAAAUUUCCUGAUUGCAGACUGGCUUCUGCUGUAGCUACAGAACAGAGCAAUGAAUCUAUCUGUGUUAAAACCGUCUCGGCUGAUCGCAUAGGUGAUCAAAUGUUGUCUGAUUCUGAGGCUAGAAAGAGAGUUAUUGUCAUUGGAGCUGGUCCUUCUGGGCUAACUGCUGCUCGUCACUUGCAACGUCAGGGGUUGACUGUGACUGUACUCGAGGCAAGGAAUAGGAUAGGAGGUCGAGUAUUUACAGAUCGCUCAUCCCUUUCUGUCCCUGUGGAUCUGGGUGCUAGCAUUAUCACUGGUGUUGAGGCUGAUGUGGCCACUGAGAGAAGACCAGAUCCUUCCUCACUGGUUUGCUCACAGUUGGGCCUUGAGUUGACGGUACUGAACAGUGACUGUCCUCUCUAUGACAUAAUGACAGGACAAAAGGUCCCGGCAGAUAUGGAUGAGGCACUGGAAGCUGAAUACAAUAGUCUUCUUGAUGGUAUGGAAUUGCUUGUUGCUCAGAAAGGUGAACAAGCAAUGAGAAUGUCUCUUGAAGAUGGUUUAGAGUAUGCCCUUAAGAUUCGCCGCUUGGCACAUGCUGGAAGUGGUGAAGAGAUUGAACAAGUCAAUUCUGGAGAUAGUCCGUUGGAUUCCAAAAAGGUCAGUACAGUGGAAAAAAAAUUCGAGCAGGACAUUUUAAGUCCUCUGGAGAGAAGGGUCAUGGAUUGGCACUAUGCUCAUUUGGAGUAUGGAUGUGCAGCUUCACUUACAGAAGUUUCUCUUCCCAACUGGAAUCAAGAUGACGUGUAUGGAGGAUUUGGAGGAGCUCAUUGUAUGAUUAAAGGCGGUUACAGUGCUGUUGUUGAGUCUCUUGCAGAAGGGCUUCCUAUUCAAUUGAACCAUGUUGUAACAAAUGUGUCUUACGAUAUCGAGGAACCUGGUCGCUGCAGUAAAGUCAAAGUUUCCACGUCAGAUGGCAGUGAGUUCUUUGGGGAUGCUGUUCUCGUCACCGUUCCACUAGGCUGUUUGAAGGCAGAAACCAUACAAUUUUCUCCCCCUUUGCCUGAGUGGAAAUAUUCUGCUGUUCAGCGUCUUGGUUAUGGAGUUCUCAAUAAAGUGGUUUUGGAAUUUCCAAGUGUAUUUUGGGAUGAUGCUGUGGAUUACUUUGGAGCAACAGCUGAGGAGAGAGGUAAAAGAGGUCACUGCUUUAUGUUCUGGAAUGUCAGGAAGACAGUUGGCGCUCCUGUCCUUAUAGCAUUAGUUGUUGGUAAGGCAGCGAUAGAUGGUCAAAAUUUGAGCUCUUCUGAUCAUGUUGAACAUGCAUUGAAGGUUCUUCGUAAACUUUUUGGGGAAACUUCAGUUCCAGAUCCUGUUGCCCAUGUUGUAACAGAUUGGGGUAGAGAUCCUUUUAGCUAUGGUGCUUACUCUUAUGUUGCCAUUGGAGCAUCAGGAGAAGACUAUGAUCUAUUAGGGAGGCCAGUUGAUAACUGUUUGUUUUUUUCUGGUGAAGCAACAUGCAAAGAACACCCUGAUACUGUUGGUGGUGCUAUGAUGAGUGGACUUCGGGAGGCAGUUCGCAUAAUUGACAUAUUGAGCUCUGGUAAUGAUUAUACUGCAGAGGUGGAGGCAAUGGAAGCUGCACAGAGGCAGCUAGAUACUGAAAGGGAUGAAGUUAGGGAGAUAACAAAGAAACUUAAUGCAGUUGAGCUUUCUAGUUUAUUGUACAAGAACUCUUUAGAUGGUGCUCAAUCUGUGACCCGGGAAGCUUUAUUAAGAGAAAUGUUUUUCACUGCAAAAACCAGUGCCGGGCGCUUGCAUGUGGCAAAGCAAUUGCUAAGUCUUCCUCUUGGAAAGUGGAAAUCCUUUGCUGGGAGUAGAGCGGGGCUAACCGUUCUCAACUCAUGGAUACUGGACUCCAUGGGGAAGGAUGGAACCCAACUCUUGCGACAUUGUGUGCGUCUUCUUGUACGUGUUUCCACUGAUCUGCUUGCUGUACGCGUGUCAGGAAUAGGAAAAACUGUGAAGGAAAAAGUUUGUGUACAUACUAGCCGUGAUAUUCGUGCUAUAGCAAGCCAGUUGGUCAAUGUAUGGCUUGAAGUUUUCCGCAAGGAAAAAGCUUCUAAUGGGGGGUUGAAGUUGUCAAGACAAGCAGCUGCUGUAGAUUUAUCAAAGAGAAAACCUUUGAAAGACUCUGCCUCAGGAAAGCCACCUUUGAGUACACAGCAUGGCAUGCUUGAAAAUAAAGGAGGUUUGCUGAAUCCUGCAUCUGCUGGAAGCAAUUCACAAGUGAGGAAAUUGCACAGCAAACAAGGAAAACAACAAGCAGCAAAUGACUCAAGGCAUGAUGUCAGUUCUUCCAGGUCCCAAGGUUCAAUAGACAAAGCUGCUGCAGAGGAGGAUAACUAUUAUGCCUUGACUGAAGAAGAACGGGCUGCCAUUGCUGCUGCGGAAGAGGCCCGUGCUAAAGCACAUGCUGCUGCUCAGGCAUAUGCUUCUGCAGAAGCCAGAUGCAGUACACUACUACAGCUUCCAAAGAUACCUUCCUUCCACAAAUUUGCUAGAAAGGAGCAUUGUUCACAAAAUGAUGAAUGUGAUAGUAGAAGAAAGUGGUCUGGUGGAGUUUUGGGAAGGCAGGAUUGUAUUUCUGAAAUUGAUUCAAGGAAUUGCAGAGUUAGGGAAUGGUCAGUUGAUUUCUCUGCUGCAUGUGUUAACCUUGAGAAUUCCAGAAUGUCAGUUGACAACCUUUCACAGAGGAGUCAUUCAAAUGAGAUUGCCAGCCAUUUGAAUUUCAGAGAGCACUCAGGAGAAAGUGUUGCUGCAGCAGACAGCAGUUUAUAUACAAAAGCUUGGAUUGACACAUCUGCUGGUGUGGGUAUAAAAGACUCUUAUGCCAUAGAGAGAUGGCAAUCUCAAGCAGCUGCAGCUGAUUCUUGUUUCUCUCAUCCAACCAUACAUAUGGGAGAUGAGGAGGAUUCAAAUGCUCAGUCGAUGUUAUCCAGUCGAAAGCGUGAUGGUUUGGCAAAUGAGAGCUCUAUUUCACAGGUUACUGUAAAUAAGGAGGCCUUAAAAGGUCAUCACCGGGGAGCUGAUCAUAUUAAACAGGCUGUUGUGGAUUAUGUUGCCUCGCUACUUAUGCCUCUUUAUAAGGCAAGGAAACUAGACAAGGAUGGGUACAAGGCUAUCAUGAAGAAAAGUGCAACAAAGGUCAUGGAGGCAGCCACAGAUGCUGAAAAAGCAAUGAUGGUUCAUGAGUUUCUAGAUUUUAAACGGAAGAACAAGAUCCGAUCCUUUGUGGAUGUAUUGAUUGAGAGACACAUGGCAGCGAAAUCAAAUGCAAAAUCUUAAUGUUCUUUGGAUUGAAUAGCCUGUGGUUACUUCUGUGUAACGGUUGCCAAAGUCUUGGUUUUUUUUCCCGUACCUUAACUCUCAGGCUGUUGUUCGUCAAGAGUAUGACAGGGCACCUCAAUCUGCCAUUUUAACGAACCUUGCCACUAAAGAAACAGAUUGCGCAGGCAGGUUUGAAGAUGACAACGAAUCGCAUUCAUCCAUAUUAGUAUUUUGUCUUCAUCGAGGUGUUUAUUCCAAAAACUACCUCCGAGGAUUGAAAUCUUAGACCCCAUUUUUGUUGAAGGGGUUUCCAAUGGACAAGAUAAAAUUUGACCUUAUCAAUUUCUUCUAUUUGUACAGCUUAGGAUUGUUUUAGUGAUGACAAUUGACAAGCAUACAUAUCCAUUUCCCAUUGUCGUACUGGAAACUUUUCUUAUAUAACAUCAAUUAGUUAACUCUUAUUUCUUUCUCCAAAGUGGGGAAAGAACUAUGCUUGGUUUUAUUCCAGCAUUUUAUCCUCCAUCUUUAUUUACCACUCUACUCGUGUGUAUAGUAUGUUGCAUGAUAUCUGUUUAUAAUUGAGUAAGCUUCCAAAUGUGUAACAGAAAAGUCACUUCCUCUGAGAAUGUGCCUCUGGAUUGCAGCAUGAGAUGCCGAUUUCUUUUGAAUUGAUGUGUAUAAUUUUAAGCCAAUCAUUCAAUCUUGGAUGUUAUCUUGUGCUAACUAUUGCUUACACCUUUUUCUAUUGGCUGCAAGGCUAAGAAAGAUUUUGUCAAUCACAUAAGGGGGGAGGUAAUGAUUGUUCCGCCAUUUCCCUGUGAUUUUGAUGGUUAUUUAACCUCUUACCUUCGAAUUUACAGGAAAGAGGAAACUACUGUAACUACCUCGUUUCUAUUGAUUGUUUAGUACAAACCAAAAAUAUAUAGCUGCCAGGGAACUUCACUUUUUGAUAGCUGUGUCUAGAAGGGUGGAGUACAUUCUUCUUAUCGUAAGCAAUGUUUCUACUCCGAAUUUAUUAUACCUUUUGGUGCCAUAUUGCUGAGAAUUAUCUAUGUUUUUUGAUUUAAUUGGAGAAUAAUCGUACUUUAUCAUGGUCAGGCCACAUAGAUUGCCUGAAUAUCACAACAGAAAACUAUCCCUGUAUUUUGUGGAUACAUUUUUUUUGGUA
Messenger RNA from Arachis duranensis, 7211 nucleotides. Its product is annotated as lysine-specific histone demethylase 1 homolog 3. The record is from RefSeq and is a predicted model, not a curated record. NCBI's taxonomy places the organism in Eukaryota, Viridiplantae, Streptophyta, Magnoliopsida, Fabales, Fabaceae. The transcript has 10 exons. The coding region runs from base 632 to 6061 and encodes 1809 amino acids. Gene Ontology annotation, molecular function: oxidoreductase activity; protein binding.